Molecule: messenger RNA, 414 nt
Organism: Penicillium egyptiacum
Lineage: Eukaryota; Fungi; Ascomycota; Eurotiomycetes; Eurotiales; Aspergillaceae
Source: the annotation of a GenBank genome assembly
AUGCGGCCAACAAUGUUGGUUGACCCGACUCUCGACGCUGAAAUUAGCCGAGAGGAAGUCUUUGGCCCUGUAGUCGUCAUCGUUGGGUUCACUGACGAACAGGAAGUCGUUGCCCAAGCCAACAAGACAAAGUUUGGAUUUUCUGGUGCUGUUUUCAUCCAGGAUAUCAACUGCGCAGUUCGUAUAGCCAGCGCGAUCUCCAGUGGAAAGGUUGGUAUCAACUGCUGCAGUGUACUUGAUACAAGCGUGCCGUUUGGAGGAUACAGACAAAGUGGACUGGGGCGAGAACUGGGCCAGGAUGCUCUCGCAGAGUACACCCAGACCAAAACUAUAAUGAUCAAGUGGGUCCAUCGUUUCAUAAGCUUGAUGUGGCCGGACAGUUCUGACACAGUAUUUCCCAGUAUGACAUAUUGA